Messenger RNA from Zingiber officinale, 2797 nucleotides. RefSeq names its product stachyose synthase-like. Lineage: Eukaryota; Viridiplantae; Streptophyta; Magnoliopsida; Zingiberales; Zingiberaceae. The record is from RefSeq and is a predicted model, not a curated record. The coding region runs from base 142 to 2685 and encodes 847 amino acids. The transcript has 5 exons.
GGACGAAAUAUUUCCUAAUCACCUUCGUAUCUGUUGGCUAUAUAUACACCACCUCGUGAUGGUUAAUUUCUUCAUCUCUUCCUCAAUAUCUGUUUUUGUUGAUUUCUGCAAGUGUUCUCAAUCUUCUUCUUUGUUGAGUCAAUGGCGCCGCCCAAUCAACCCUGUGAACUCGUCUGCGACAAGACUCUCUCUGAUGACCUCACCGAUCUCUUCUCACUCAGCGAUGGAAAUCUCACCGUUAAUGGCGUCAAAUUGCUCUGUGAGGUCCCGGAAAAUGUCACGUUUACGAGCUUUAACUCAAUGAUCCAUGCUUCUAACGCGCCGCCGUCGCUAGUCAAGGAAGUCCUGUCUCGAUCCCACAAGGGCGGGUUCCUCGGUUUUUCCUCGCCGACGUCUUCCAACCGUCCGGCGAACUCUCUCGGGAGGUUCUCUGGCCGGAGGUUUCUCAGCAUCUUCCGGUUCAAGACGUGGUGGUCGACCAUGUGGGUCGGGAGCUGCGGUUCGGACCUGCAAAUGGAGACUCAAUGGGUGCUCUUCGAGGUCCCCGAGGUUGGCGCCUACGUCCUCCUCCUCCCCUUGCUCGAGGGUAACUUCCGGUCCGCCAUCUUUCCCGGCGACAGCGACCACGUCAUGCUCCACGGGGAGAGCGGCUCUUCCCGAGUGCGAACCGACUCCUUCAAAGCUCUGGCGUACGUCCAUGUCGGCAACAACCCCUUCACCUUGAUGCGGGAAGCCUACGCUGCUGCUAGGGUUCACCUCGGCACGUUCCGGCUGAGGGAGGAGAAGCCGCUCCCGCCCAUCGUCGACAAGUUCGGUUGGUGCACCUGGGACGCUUUCUACUUGACGGUGGAGCCGAUCGGGGUGUGGCACGGCGUCAAGGACUUCGCCGACAGCGGGAUUCCGCUGCGGUUCCUCCUGAUCGACGACGGGUGGCAGAGCAUCAACUUGGAUUGCGAAAACCCGAACCAGGACACCAAAAAUCUGGUCUUCUGCGGAGAGCAGAUGACCGCCAGGCUCUACACGUUCGACGAGGGAGAGGAGUUUCGCAAGUACAAGGGAGGCAGCCUCCUUGGCUCCGAAACUUUAUCGUACGAUAAGAGUAUGCCAAAGAAGGUCUUUUCCAAGGCGAAGGAGCUCAAAGAGGCAACGAUAACCGGCAACAAAGUUAAAGAACUCGAAUUGAAAAGAGAAAUCGGCGAAAUGCUCGAGCAGACAAGCAAACUUUUCGAGGAUCAGCCAGGGGACUUGGGCGAGAUGGGUGGAUUGGGUGGUUUGAUUAAGGAUUUGAAGGCAAAGUUCAAGGGACUCGAAGAUGUCUACGUCUGGCAAGCGCUCUGCGGAGCCUGGGGCGGGGUGCGGCCGGGAAGCACCCAACUGGACGCGAAGUUAGUGCCGGGUAAGCUCUCCCCUGGCUUAGCGGGAACCAUGGGCGACCUUGCCGUCGACAAGAUCCUCGAGGGCGGCAUCGGCCUCGUCAAUCCGGCGCAAGCUGGCGAGCUUUACGACUCCAUGCACUCGUACCUCGCCGGCGCCGGAGUCACCGGCGUCAAAGUGGAUGUCAUCCAUACUCUGGAGUACGUGAGCGAAGAAUACGGAGGCAGGGUUGAGCUCGCCAAAGCGUACUACGAUGGCUUGUCGAAGUCGAUAUCGAAGAACUUCAAUGGAACGGGGAUCAUCUCGAGUAUGCAGCAGUGCAAUGACUUUUUCUUCCUCGGAACUUGGCAAGUCAACAUGGGAAGAACGGGUGAUGAUUUCUGGUUCGAGGAUCCUAACGGAGAUCCCAUGGGCGUUUACUGGCUGCAAGGCGCGCACAUGAUCAACAACUCCUUCAACAGCCUGUGGAUGGGUCAGUUCAUGCAGCCCGACUGGGACAUGUUCCAGUCCGACCACGCCUGCGGCGAGUUCCACGCGGCGGCGCGCGCCAUCUGCGGCGGACCAGUCUACGUCAGCGACGCCGUCGGUUCUCAUGAUUUCGAUCUCAUCAGAAAGCUCGUAUUCAACGAUGGAACCAUACCCAAAUGCGUGCACUACGCUUUGCCGACCAGGGACUGCUUGUUUGCCAAUCCCCUGUUCGACGAAAAGACCGCCCUCAAGAUUUGGAACCUCAACAAGUUUGGUGGCGUGAUCGGAGCUUUCAAUUGCCAAGGCUGUGGAUGGAACCCCGAGGAGAAGAGGGUGAAAGGCUACUCUGGUUGCUAUAAGCCAAUUACAGGAACCGUUCAUGUGGCGGACGUGGAAUGGGAUCAAGUGGAGGCCUGCACUGAACUGGGUGAAGCAGAGGAGUACGCACUGUAUCAGCACAAGGCGGAGAAACUACUCCUCAUGGCUCUAAACUCCGACGUGAUCUGCUUCACCCUCCAACCUUCCUCCUUUGAGCUUUUCAGCUUUGCGCCGGUGAAGAAGGUUGGGACUGAUGUGGAGUUCGCUGCCAUUGGGCUGGUGAACAUGUUCAAUUGUGGUGGCACUUUGCUGGAGGUGGAAGUGGAUGCGGAUGCGGUUGCAGUGAAGGUGAUGGUGAAAGGGGGAGGCGAUCUGUUGAUGUAUUCCAGUAGGAAGCCAAGAGGUUGCUGCUUGAAUGGAGUUGGGGUUGGGUUUAAGUAUUAUGUGGAGGAUGGGAAGAUGAGGGUGGAGGUUCCAUGGGCGGAGCUGAGUGGCGGUGUCUCUGAACUAGUAGUUGAUUACUGAUUUCAAGAUAAUCUACCUCUAUCCAUGCCUAUUUCAAUAUGAUUCAAGUUAUAUUUAUCUUUUAAGUCAUAUGUACCGAUACCAAUGAUUUGAAAUAUGGAAUAAGAACGAC